Messenger RNA from Pseudogymnoascus destructans, 813 nucleotides. RefSeq lists its product as uncharacterized. Lineage: Eukaryota; Fungi; Ascomycota; Leotiomycetes; Thelebolales; Thelebolaceae. The transcript has 2 exons. The coding region runs from base 1 to 813 and encodes 270 amino acids. The record is from RefSeq and is a predicted model, not a curated record.
AUGGUCGAGAAAGAUCCUGAUCCAGUGGGGAAUCUCCAGGACGAUGACUUGGUCCAACACAUUAUCCAACUCCGAAGAAGAGGUGACAAUGAAUGUGUAAUUGAAAUCUCAGAGUCCUAUGUCGCGAAACAUCACGGCGAAGACGAGAUGGAGGACGUGGUGCUAGCCGUCGCUAACAGAGGCACUCGAUCUUGGACUGAUAUUGGUUGGUUUUUGACGUUCCGCCUGGCAUUUCAACUGCGGGGAAUGUUGCGGCGGAUGCGAGCAGUUACAAGUCCGACUGCGGGCUCGUUAGGCGCAGGCGUCUGCCGUUCAAUGUGGCUGGACGAUAGGUUCGGUGUACCAGCGCGGGCACUGCUGUCAACAAUUUCUUCUAUCGUCAAUUUCUGGCAUAAUCUCGUCUCCUUCCGUUCCGAAAAGGCGAAGAGCCCAGAAGAACAUAGGCGGAGCUGCGAACGACCUACUCAGCCCGAGGACAGUCUCAUCUUUACGCACCAUGGCCUCGCCCCUCGUAACUUGAUACUCGAAGCCUCGACAAGGAACCUGUGGGUAGUGGAUUGGGAUGAUGCGGGCUGGUACCUGAGGUACUUUGAGUUCGCUGGCAUGCGCAAUUUCAUCAUUCCCCAGGAGUGGGGGAGAUUUGACCGGCUUAGGUGGAAUUUGUUUACUUGGAUGACGACGGGGUGGUACAGGAGAGAAAGCAGGAUGUUGGCAGAGGUUCAUCGCAAAUUAAUUCGCUUCCCUGUGGCUCGGAGGUUCAAUAUCAUGGCUGGCGCAACCCUGUCGGUGAGGCCAGCGGAUGAUUGCGAAUGA